Molecule: messenger RNA, 2439 nt
Organism: Centropristis striata (black sea bass)
Lineage: Eukaryota; Metazoa; Chordata; Actinopteri; Perciformes; Serranidae
Gene: xkr7a
Product: XK related 7a
Exons: 3
Coding region: 14-1708 (564 amino acids)
Biological process (GO): engulfment of apoptotic cell; apoptotic process involved in development; phosphatidylserine exposure on apoptotic cell surface
Cellular component (GO): plasma membrane
Source: RefSeq, a predicted model, not a curated record
CCCUACAACAAACAUGGCCGCGAAAUCUGAUGGUGCACCCGUCUCUCUACGAAACGAAAUCCCACCCGAGUGUCCCUCCAGGUCGGACCCGCGGCCUCCCCAGCACCGUCCCUCCGAGCAGCGCUACUCCCUUCCGGACUGCUGCUGGACGCUCUGCGCCCUUUUGGUGUUCUUCUCGGACGGGGCCUCAGACCUGUGGCUGGCCGCGGACUACUACCUAAGGACCCGCUACUGGUCCUUUUCGCUGACUCUUGUCUUUGUGAUAGUCCCGUCCGUGGUCGUGCAAGUGUUGAGCUUCCGAUGGUUCGCCUACGAUUUCGCGGAAACCGUCGAGAGCGGCACGGCCGCGGCCGCAGUGGUGGCGGCGUCGGGAGCGGAGGAGAGCGACUUCAGCACCAAGGACAGCGGCGAGCGGGGCGCUGGCCGCUCUGCCGCGGCCGGGGUGCUGCCAGGGCCGGGCACCGGGGGAGGAGCCCGGGGCUGCUGCAGAUUCUUCAUGUGGCUCUUCCAGGCCAUCAUUCACAUCUUUCAGCUGGCACAGGUCUGGAGGUAUGUCCACGCCCUGUAUUUGGGCGUUCAGAGCCGCUGGCACAGAGACCCAGAGCGCCGUCACUACUACUGGCGCAUGAUGUUUGAGAGCGCCGAUAUCAGCAUGCUGCGUCUGCUCGAGUCCUUCCUGAAGAGCGCCCCUCAACUGGUGCUGCAGCUAAGCAUCAUGAUCCAGGCCGGUGAUGUGAUGCCCCUCCAGGGGCUUUCAGCUUCUGCCUCGCUGAUAUCCCUCGCCUGGAUGGUCGCCUCCUAUCAGAAAGUCCUGAGGGACUCUCGAGAUGAUAAGCUACCCAUGACCUACAAGGCCGUCAUAGUUCAGAUCCUGUGGCACUUGUUCACCAUCGGCGCCCGCACUUUGGCCUUCGCCCUGUUUGCCUCUGUUUUCCAGCUUUACUUUGGAAUCUUCAUCGUGGCCCACUGGUGCAUCAUGACGUUUUGGAUAAUUCAAGGCGAGACGGACUUCUGCAUGUCCAAGUGGGAGGAGAUCAUCUACAACAUGAUGGUGGGCAUUGUGUAUGUUUUCUGCUGGUUCAGUGUGAGGGAGGGGCGCACUCGCUGCAGGAUGCUCAUCUACAGUCUGACUGUGUUGGUAGAGAAUGUGGCGCUAACCACUGCCUGGUAUUUGUACCGCGGCCCUCGUACCUCAGACUUCUACGCCGUCAUCAUGGUGUGCGUGGUGGCCAGCAGCUACGCUCUGGGCACCUUCUUCAUGUUUGUGUAUUACUGUCUGCUGCACCCUGACGGCCCGGUCUCAGGGUGGGGUUAUAUUGUGGAGAAGGAGGUGCCUGUGGAGUCGCUGGCCUCCCCAGCUACCAGCCUCCCCCCUGACCUGGUGAGCAGCCCCCCCAGGACCCUUCAGAGAACUAAAGGGUCAGAAAGAGGAGAGCAGGGGUCAGGGGUGGAUGGAGAUGUGUUUCAGGUGCGACCACCUCGGGGAACUCAGGCCCCAGUGCCCAACCUCACGCCCAGGACAGAGGGGCCUGUCAUCCGAAUAGACCUGCCCAGGAAGAAGUACCCCGCCUGGGACGCUCACUUCAUCGACCGCCGGCUGCGUAAAACCAUCCUGGUGCUGGAGAGUGCCGCCCCGGUCACGCCAAGGAUUCAGUACCGCUGUCUGGGCACACCCAAAGAAGUGAUGGAGUACGAGACCACCGUGUAAUGUGCUGAAGGUGCUGUGACUCAGCUCGCUGCCAUGUGGACACCAUGCCUUAAAUAAAACGGCAGGUGGAUGACUCUCGCUGAGCAGCCUGUUUCAGCUCCACGCCUACUUGAUCGCUCUCUGUACUGUGAGGCAGUGGAGACAAAAAAGGCGAAAGAAGGGACAGAGUGUGGUGUCUUUAUUUUUUACAAAGGCAGAGAUGCUGUGAUAUUGUCUUAUGAUGGUGCAUAUUUCGGUUUCUGUAUCAUUUCUCAGGUCAGGGUGUGGUACAGGAAGAGGUCGACGUUAGCAGCAAAUCUCGCUCUCGAGUGAAGUUAGAGACAAGCACAGGUAGGCAGAGAAGUGGAGCUGAUUGUCAAUCAGAGGAAAAAAGUCCUCCUCAGUGAAGGUGCUUCAGCACAUCGUCUCAAGGCGGUCAACAACAGAGACGAGCCUUCAACAUGCAUGAUUAUUUAUGGCAGCUAGAACCGAAAUAUCACGGAAGAAGACGCAAAAGAGUGAAACUUCGCACUGUAAUUUUAAACACAGUCUACAAUAUCUACAACACAGGCACUGAUGGUCAUCAUCAUAAAUUCCAUAGCUACUCACUCAUGUUGAAGGAGUCUCUGAAAAUGCUGCUUCAUAUCCGAAGGGCAGUUUAAAAGCAACAUUUGAGUUGAAUGUAAAAAAAAACAGUUGAAAAUGUGAUUAUUUGUGGAAAAGCUUUGAGCGUUUUCAUGCUGUUAGUGGGA